CACCAGAUGAACCACCAAAAAUAGUGCAGUGGGUCACACCCUGAAAACAUUAUAAUUCUUCGCACAUCCAAAUUUUUCUGCUUAAUUUGCAAGUCAUCUGAUGGUCUCGUCCGAGAAGAAGCUGGCAAAUGCUAUGGGAGGCAAGACGGCAAGAGCCUGUGAUAAUUGCAUAAGAAAGCGUGCUCGAUGGUAUUGUGCUGCUGAUGAUGUUUUCUUAUGCCAAUUUUGUGAUGCUUUGGUUCACUCAGCGAAUCCAUUGGCUCGUGGUCAUGAAAGGGUUCGUCUGAAAUUAGCUUCUGUAAAGCUAUCUUCCAUGGAGAUUCUACCACCAACAUGGUACCAAGGUUUCACAAAGAAAUCCCGAAGCCCUCGUGGCAAAAACAGCAACAAAUAUGGAUCUCAUCGAAUACCAAAUUCCAACGAAACUCGUUUGAGCUUCAAUUCGAUUCACUUAGUCCCAGAGAUUGGAAGUGAUGAGUUGAUCAAUGCCGUAAAUUCCGACGACCAACUUCCCUAUCAAGUCCCCGUCUCUGACCCCUUUUCAGACGUGCUUUGUUUUUCUGGGGACUUCAACGAGAUGCUGGUGCCUAUUCAAGCUGACACUAUAACUCCUUCAGGCACAAAGCAUGAUGAAUCUGAAGUUCCAUUCGAUAUGAAUAGUUUGAACGGAUUAGUACUUCCAUCAGAUUUGGAGCUAGCCGAGUUUGCAGCUGAUGUGGAGAGCUUAUUAGGAAAGAGUCUUGAUGAAGAAUCAUUCAAUAUUGAAGCACUAGAAAUGGUAGAUUGUAGAUUAAAUGUUGAUUCAGAGAGAGUGAAGGUUGAAGAAGAUCAGUUGCAGUGGGAAGCAGCUGAGAUUGAGAUGAUGAAAGAGCCAUUCCAGUUGAGUUUUGAUUAUGAUUCACCAGUAACAUGGGAGGAGGAAGAUGAUGAGAAGGUGGCAGAAAAUAGAAUGGGCAUGGUGGUGCAAAAGGAGGAUGAAAAAUGUGUAGUUGGUGAUGAUGGUAAUGUGAAUAUUGUUGAUGAUACAGUUAGUAAGAACAGUAGGAAAAUGUUAAAACUAGAUUAUGAAGGAAUCAUUGCUGCUUGGGAUGAUCAGAGAUCUCCAUGGGCCACCGGUGACCGGCCUGAAUUGGACCCCAAUGAUUGUUGGCCCGACUGCAUGCAUUCUGAUGAUUGUGGAGAUAUCGGGAUAAUGAUGAUGAUGGGGAAGCUGACAAGGUUAGAUGGAGGGAGAGAAGCGAGGGUGUCAAGAUAUAGAGAAAAGAGACGAACAAGGUUGUUUUCGAAGAAAAUAAGGUACGAGGUGAGGAAACUGAAUGCAGAAAAGAGACCUAGAAUGAAAGGAAGAUUUGUGAAGAGGGCAAGUUUUGCAGCUGCUACUGCUUCUGGAUUUCCAUUGCUUAGUACAUAGAAUCUGUGUACGUAAUUAAUUAGGCCAUUCUAAUUAAGAAUCAUUUAAUAUAUAUUACCAAAAUUAAGUUCAAUAAUGAGUUGAAGAACGCAAUGCUAUUCUUGCAGUUUGUGUUGAGUACUCGAGUUGUUGUAUCAUAUCGAUUUGUGCUCUCUCUUGGCAUUGAUAUAUGUUGGGGAAUUUGGUUU
Molecule: messenger RNA, 1599 nt
Organism: Cynara cardunculus var. scolymus (artichoke)
Lineage: Eukaryota; Viridiplantae; Streptophyta; Magnoliopsida; Asterales; Asteraceae
Product: zinc finger protein CONSTANS-LIKE 16-like
Exons: 2
Coding region: 101-1411 (436 amino acids)
Biological process (GO): regulation of DNA-templated transcription
Cellular component (GO): nucleus
Molecular function (GO): protein binding; zinc ion binding
Source: RefSeq, a predicted model, not a curated record